Molecule: messenger RNA, 3625 nt
Organism: Sturnus vulgaris (Common starling)
Lineage: Eukaryota; Metazoa; Chordata; Aves; Passeriformes; Sturnidae
Source: RefSeq, a predicted model, not a curated record
AUGACCUUUAAUUCUGAGCUCAGCGCAGACUCCUUGUCCUGCACCGAAACCUCUCACCAUCACGACGAGAGCCAGCCGAGUCGUGCGAGCGGCUCUCGCCGCAGACAUCCCCAAAUCCGUCACACACACAAGAUAAGGGACCCACAGGGGACGCCCGCCCUCAGCGCCGCCCGGCCCCCCCCCGCCGCGCGGCUCGCGCCACCCCCGGCCCCGGCCGCUCCCCGGCGGCCGCGGAUUGGCUGCGGGACUCACGCGAGCGGCGCGCGCGCCGGGCGGGGGGCGUGGGAAGAGCGGCUGUGCCCGCGAGUAACCCCGGCUCGCGCAGCGCCCCGCGCGACCUCUUCCCCCGGCACCGGCGGUGACGCGGCGGCCGCGCGCCCCCCGCGCCCCCCCGCCCCGCUCGCUCCCCUCCCCUCCUCGCGCGCUGCAAAGAUGGCGGCACUGAGCAAGUCCAUCCCCCACAGCUGCUACGAGAUCGGGCACACCUGGCACCCGCGGUGCUCCUGGGCUGUGCUGCACGUCACCCAGAGCGCCCUGGCAGAGUCCCUCCGCAUCUACGGCACCCUCUACCUGGUUGCAGCUAUUCUCAGGAAACGAAAACUUGACUAUUAUUUGUACAAACUGCUGCCUGAGAUCUUGCAGUCAACUUCGUUUCUGACGGCAAAUGGGACCUUAUAUAUUGCUUGCUUUUGCAUUCUAAGGAAGAUACUUGGAAAAUUCUACUUUUGGUCUCCUGGCUUUGGUGCAGCUUUACCUGCUUCUUACAUGGCUAUUCUCAUUGAAAGGAAGAGCAGGAGAGGUCUUCUCACAAUCUACAUGGCUAAUCAAGCCACAGAAACAUUGUUCCGAAUGGCCGUAGCAAGAGGAGCUAUCACACCUUUAAGACAUGGAGAAGUCCUUUUGUUCUGCAUCACAGCUGCUCUGUUCAUGUUCUUCUUCAGGUAUGUUGCUGAUGUAGCUAUUUGUGUUGUAAAAAUGUUUUGAAUAGUAUUUCUUAGAGCUGCUGGGUUUUUGUAUUCUUCUCUAUAUUCUUCACUCAGGCUGAAUUGACUGAAGUGCUUCAAUGGCAUCAUCCAGUACUGUGAACAUAAUUGGGCUAAAAAGGGAAAUGUUGAGUCUUCUGGAGAAUAUAUUGAUUACUUUAAGGAGUUUCAUCUCCUAAGUUAGACCCUGGAGAUCUAAUAUAGUGUGAAAACAGCUAAAAUCUGCUUUUCAUGGCUCUUUUUAAGAGCUCAUGGCAGAUCACAUUUUCUCUUCUGGUACAAAUAGAGGAGAGCAGAAAAAGCUAAUUUUGUGGUCUUAAAUAAUACCAAAUAUUUUACUUGUGUGCAGGUGUAACUAUCUUCUUUCAAUUUUAGAAUAAACUUGUUUCACAUGUUUUCACAAGUUAUGAAUUGUAUUCAUGUUUUAAAACUUGCAGUAGUGGGAGGUGAAUGAGACACUCCUUUUAAUGACUUGUUAAUCUUUAAAUUUGCAAUAUAUAUGUAUGUAAUUUCUUACUUCCCUUUAAAUACCAGACCUCUCAAAUUUUCUUAAUUAUAUCUCGAAUUGGAAAGUUGCUUUUUAAAAUGACCUUUGACUACAGCCCUUUGACUUAGAAUUUUCUGCGGCAUGCAGCCAUCUAUGGUUCUUCAAGCUGUAUGAUCCCCUGGUAAUUGCAAAACUCUGGAAGCUGCAGCUUGUUUUUCAUAAUUCCAUUACUUACGGAUAUUGGCCAAGAACAGUCUGUGGAUAGAAGAGGGCUGUUAAUUUAAGGGCUUCGAAGAAGCAUUCCUCCUUUCAUCUAUAACCUAUUAAGAGCCUUGCAUUGGCAGUCUUCUUGCUUUAUUUUCUUCUAUGUCCCUGAGUUAAGCCAUAACAGUCUCUGAGAAUUUGACUUGUGAGGUUGAGGUUAGACACCUGUCUGCAUGAAUGCUGGUCCAACAAACUCAGAGCACUGAAACUCUGGUCAAAACUAUAAAUGUUGUAUGAUCUUGAAGGAAGCUAAUUGUCUCCUAUCGAUGCCUUUGGUAAUGAAGUGGUGUUUUGGAGAGAACCUGCAAGUUAAAUCACAGAAUCCUAGAACAGUUUGGUCUGAAAGGGAGCUUCAAGGUCACCUAGUUCCACCACCCUUGCCAUGAGCAGAGCCAUGUUCCACUGAACCAAUGCUCAAAGUCCCAUCAGCCUGGCCUUGCACAUUUCCACAGAGACGAGUCAGGAAAAUCAUUCUGGUGACUCACCACUACAUGGCAUAUUACAGUAAAGAAUUUCUUCUUAAUAUCAAAUCUAAGCCAACUCCCUUUCAUUUUGAGGCCAAUACCUCAUCCUAUCACUACAUGCCCUUGUAAAAACUCCCUCUCCAACUUUCCUGUAGCCUCUUUGGAGGUGAGAACUGACACAGAGCCCAGAUAUAUUUUGUGGAUUUUUCCCUGACCUGACAUAGAAACACUGGCAGUUGAAUGGGCUCCACUCCAAACCACUUUCUCUCCUAAAAUAGUGACUCUAUGCUAAGGCUGAUGGAAUAUCCUAUUGAGCAAUCAUCAACAGCAUUUGAUUCCUUUCGUCUUUGUGUUUUAACAGUGGAACUAAAACAGAGGCUCAAGUUUAGUUUAAUUAUUGGAAAAAAAAGAUCUAUUUGUAAACACCAAUGAAUAUGCUAAGACGGGUUUGUCAAAAAUAAUUAGCACAGGCUAGUUUUUGAGGAUUUUUUUUUCCUUGGUGUCUUAUGAGUAGGACUUCUUUACAGUGUGCUACUUUCCUAAAGAAACCAGGUAUAGAUGGGUCUGGGUGAAAAUACUUCUGGGUACGCACAGAGUCUGGUCAACUGCUCAGGGAGAAGAGACAGCGGAGAGGGCACUUAAUCAGGCCUCAGAGUUGUCCAUUUGUCUGGACUUGCUGUGACUGUGAGCUGGUGGCUGUCUGAAUCAAUAUGUGAAUUAACCAUUGAUGCCCUUCAGAAAGAUUUUGGACAGCCUUGGAACAAUCCUGUGUGGAGUCUGAGGGAAGGCAGUCUUCCUGUCUUUGUUGUCAUCUAAAGCAGAAAGUAAUUGAGAGAGUCAUUAAAUUACAUUUCCUAUUUAAUGGCUUGAAAUCCCUUCAGCCUUUUUCUUAAUCAUAAGUGGAUCAAACUGACAAAAUCACAUUCAUACUUUGGAAUAAACAUUUUAUUCAAAGUCAGAUCUGUUUGGCUUGUAGAAUAUAUACCUGUUGACUAUAAAACGCUGUUUACUCUUAACAAGCAUUCACUGAUUUAAAAACCAGAAAAUUCUCUUUUGCAUUGUGCUUAACUUGUUCCCAGAGUGGCCUUUUGUCCUUUCCACCCAACUAAAAUUUCAACAAAGGUACUGAGAGCAGUAGCAGCCAUGGUCACCAAGAUCAUAUAAAAUGUCUUUCAUUAUUAAAGAUAAAACAAUAAUAUCUCUAUGGUGUAAUUUGAAGCUUAAAACCUUUCUAAAAAGAGACUUAAUAUAAGUCUGCCUCUAUACCAUGAAAGUCUGACUGAUGCUUGGGAUUCAAAUGUUGCAUGGAAUAAAAGCAAAGUAGUCUUUUAUUUUCUGAGUUCAUAUAAACUGCGUUUCCUGAGGUUAUCGUGUUGUCUGAUCUUAAAAAUUAUUACUGUCCCUAGUAGGUGGCCCUGGUUGGCACU